Dermacentor silvarum is the source of this 4650-nucleotide messenger RNA. RefSeq names its product phosducin-like protein 3 (gene viaf). Bases 179 to 892 code for a protein of 237 amino acids. Lineage: Eukaryota; Metazoa; Arthropoda; Arachnida; Ixodida; Ixodidae. Gene Ontology annotation, cellular component: cytoplasm. Gene Ontology annotation, biological process: protein folding. The record is from RefSeq and is a predicted model, not a curated record. The transcript has 6 exons.
UGUCGAUGAGGUGUGACUAGACCGGACUGGACGUUGGGUUACGGUGGUGAUCCGCGGUUUACAGUGAAGUUUCGGCUGUAGUUUCGGGACAGAAGUGAUCUUCGACGCCAACUCCUUGCCUGUUUGCUUGUGAUAGAUAAGAGAACUACUUCAGCCACACCUGCGUCGAGUUUUUACCAUGGCGAACCCCAAUGAAGACACGCAGUGGAACGACGUUCUUAGGCAGAAGGGAAUCCUGCCGCCCAAGAAAGAGGCGGAGAAAACUUUCACGGAGGACGAGAUAGUGAAUAUCGUGGACUCAACAGUUCGAGAAAAGCUCAAUGGUGCUGAAAAGGCAAUGGGAGACAUGACCCUGGAAGAACUUGAAGAACUUGAGGAUGAAGAAGAUGAAAGAGUACUUCUGGAAUACAGACAGAAGCGUCUUGCAGAGAUACAGGCUACGAUGCAAAAGUCUCGAUAUGGUGACGUGCGGGACAUCUCUGCAGACGACUAUGUGGAACAAGUGAACAAGGCUGGCGAAGGUGUUUGGGUCGUCCUCCAUCUCUACAAACCUGGCAUUCCAUACUGCACACUAAUCAAUCAGCAUCUCAACCAACUAGCGCCGAAGUUCAGGAUGACCAAGUUCCUAAGGAGUGUGUCGUCCAAUUGCAUCCCAAACUACCCAGACCACAACCUGCCGACCAUAUUCGUGUACCGCGAUGGCCAGCUGAAGAAGCAGUUCGUCGGACCUGAUGUGUUUGGAGGCAUGAAGUUGAAAGUAGACGAGCUGGAGUGGAUGCUUGCAGAAGUUGGUGCAGUCGAAACUGACUUGGAAGAGGAUCCCCGGCCGAAGACUAGGGAUGUUCUCUUAAGCACCCUGAAGGCGAACUAUGAUGACGCUAAUGACUGGUGAAGCAAACCGCUCUCCCAGGCUCUGAAACAUCUUUAUCUAUUGGACAUUUUGGUCUUUCAUGCACCACCGCUCUCCCAGGCUCUGAAACAUCUUUAUCUAUUGGACAUUUUGGUCUUUCAUGCGACCUUACCUUAAUUGUGGAGUGAUGUGGACAUCGGUGUGAACUGUAAAGAUCGACACCGCCUUUCUACAUUGUUCAUUUCUGGCCAAAGCAACCUGUGCUUAGUGUUAAAAAAAUAUUGUGUGCCUGUUCUCUGUGCCUUUUUAAUGUAGUAGCAGAAUGGCCUUUACUGUGCAAUUUUCUGCCAGUUCACUGGAGACGGCAAACGUGCAUCAAUCAUUGGAAGGCACAGGUGACGAAAUUUUGUAACCCCUGAUUAUGCAUUUGUUCUGCAUAAGAAUGUUGCUUAAUAAUGGAGACCGUGGCGAACAAGCAUCCUGUCUUGAAUUGUGUGCCCAAACCACUGAUAAUGUUGCAAUGUCAUUGAUGUCAUGGCGUUAUUGCUUACUUAGGUGUCUUCUGUUCAACAAUGUUAUUAUUGCGAUAACAAUUAUAUGGACACUCAAAGAGGAUUUCUGCCGCCGUCGUCGCCGUGAGGUUCCGUAUGACGUCAACGGCAAUGAAAUCGUCACCGCACGCCGGACACUGUAUGUGCGAGUUUUCGAAAGGGCACAAGGGACGCGCACUUUCACGGGAAGCGAACGCACGGUGGAGAACAAACGCGCGUUCUGCGCCGUGCUUCCUGAAGGGCUGCAGAACUAAGCAUGUCUUUCCUCCUUUACAAUCACCAUAUAUAUAGAGCAAACGCGACUUCUUCCGUCGCGUGAAAGGCUGUGGGGGGACAGGAGGGAGGGAGGGGAGGCGUCGUUUAGCUGCGGCACCAAAUGCGUAUUUAUAUAAAAACAUUGCGAGGCAAGAAGGUAGAAAAGACUUCCGACGCUGCUCGACGAGUUUCCCGUUCUGAUAUCGUCGAAAACCUCCGAGCCGCCACUUUUCGUCGCAGUCCCACUUGUUGAACGUAGCGACCCGGUCGUAUGCCUCCAGCCAGCUUUCGGGGUCUUCACAUGGCGAACCACGGAAAGUCGGCGGCUCCCUGGGUUGUUGCAGAGGCCCUGGCAACAAUCACCAACGCUGCGCGCAUUCGGUGUGAACGCGGGCAAAACGUCGACGGCGUCGACAACAGUUCUGCGCGUUGCUGGUGCUGCUGCAUGUCCAAGUUUAUACAGCUGAUAAAACUCCUAUCCUUACUCCGUAUAGCUGUCUACUAAGUUGCUAUCGCAAUUGAUGCUUUGCCUUUCGGGUGAAACUGCGACAUUUUUUUUUUCAUAAUGCAUUGCAGUUCCUUGUAAUGCGGGGCAUUGGGAUGCGUAGGCUCGCCUAGACAUUGUAAAAACCUAUGUAGACCCACUGAACUGGUGUGGGAAACUUUGAAGUGGUGCCUUUGACAAUUGCAUCAUUUUCUCAUGUACCAAAAGUAACUGUUGUUUUCUUCUGCCCAUGUUCACAAAGAUGCAAAGGGUGGGUGAGAGAAUGAGAGGAGCAAAGGGAGCCAGAGAGGAUAACCAGAAUAACUUUCUGUUUGUUACCCUUCUGGUGAGCAGGAGGAAACCGGGUAGAUAAGGGUGAGAGAGUGAAAUGAAAGAGGGAAGAAUUGAUUGUCACAGAUAGGUUCGAGAAAGCAGCAGUGUAGGUGAAAGGAGCAAGAGAAUGAUAGUGAAUGUGUGUCAUUGUGUGUAGUGUGUGAAAGUCUUGAGCAGAGAAUCGAGGAACUCGGAAUGUGUAGCUUAAGUGCUUAGUCUGUAUUGCUGUGACUGUGAGAUGCAAUCGUGAGCACAAGAGUGCAGAAGGUUAUGCACAGUAUGCUGAGUGAAAGAAUUUUACUGAAGUCACUAGACAGUGCAGUAACAGCUCACUUGUGAUGAUUCACUGAGGAAUUAUUUACUUCAUGCAGUAUUGUCUAUGCUGUCCCAGCAUCACAUGUCAGCAAUAAUUCUGUAACACUGCUUACUUAGUGAAUGCAAAUGAUAUGCACACAUAAUUACAUGCAUAGGAAGAAAAUAGUUUUUCUAGGCACAUGGGUCAAGAAGAUUUGGUGUACAGCCGGUGCCAAAAUAUUAUGGGACGUGGGUUCCAUGAUUGAGGUUAAUUUCCUAAGAGUUUGUUCCUGCAGCUAAUAAAACCGUACAAUGGUAUCUUUUUUGCCCACGCUAGUUUAGACUGUAAAUCUGAAUACCAGGGUGCAUGCCAAGAAUGCAAAGAUAUUUGGAUUUUGUCACGCUAAUAAUACAUGGCAUUCUGCUGCUGAGUACAACGUAGAAGGCCAGUUUCCUGGUUUCGAACAUGCACCAAUCCAAUCCAAGAUUGCACAGACGUCUUUAUUCUUGAUUUAAGUACACACUGAAGAACCUCAUUAAAACAAAAUUUACAUAUCUCAUUACAAUGUACCUCGUGGCCCAGUUGGCGCUUUGGGAAAAGGAAACCAAACUACUAAUCAUUCUCUCCUGCAUGUCAGUGCUGCAUAAGUUGACAAUGCUGAUGUGUUUGCCAUGUUGGCAACGACUGUGCUAGAAUUUCAAAGUACUAGAAAUGUUUCAACACGAUCCUGCAGUAGAAGAUAAGUAUAAUGAGGAUGUGUAUAUCACUCGAAAGCAUCAUUUCAUUCGCAGUCAAUGCUGUAACCAAUUUGGCUCAAUACAAUGGCAAAAUCAACUCGUAAAACAUACCUUCAGAAUCAGUCUUGGCUCCUUGAAUCACUGUUUGCAUGUAGAGUGUAGCGUCACCUUUUUUAUCUCAUAUAAGUUUAAUAAUUGUUUUACAUUGCAAAACAUUUGUAAGGUAGUUAAUUUACAUAAAAUCUGAAUACUUAUUUUAAUGAAAUUUUGAACGAUAGUGCAUGAUGCAACAGGGGUGCUUGUAUGUACAACAUGUCUGGUGAUAUCGAGGUAUGCUUGUAAGCCUUCUCAUGUCACCAAGUGACACAAAGCAGAAAGCAGUGGACUAGGUGUAACGGUGCUCAGAACACGCAUAACAUUGAGUAAUGCCAACUUAAGUUGGCAACAAGUGGACUCAUGAAAAUAGAGAAAAAUUGACUGGCAAGCUAGGCUACUUGUCAUUGUGAAGUGGUAAACACUUGCCACUGCUUGUGCCAAGUUGCUCAUACCUGCGUCAUCUGCAGCAUACAAUUUGACAUAAGUGCUUGGUGGUGAGUACUAUAAUUAAUCUAUUUGAAGACGGGACGAUCAGGGGUGCGGAUAUUCUUGAAUUCAAUUGACUUGAGAGCUGUGCAACUCCCAGUCUUCUUGUCUGACUCGUAGAUCUGUGAUGUCAGUAAGAUCAAAUUAUUCUUAUUUGAUUCUGUCAACCUAAGAAAGCUCCUUCAAUCUUUUAAGUCUCUCUUUAUGCAUGACGAAAGAUCCAAGGGCUUUCUUUUAACCUCCUUUAUUAUUAUAGAGUAGUAAUAUCUUUUUGUAAUCUGAAUGCCUUGGAUAUGUAUUUCACACAGUAUUUUUAACUUGCUGAUAAGUAUUGUCCUCCUCCAUUUCACCCUGUGCUCUGGUUCAUGCCUUGUUGUGUUGUUGCAGAUAAUAUAAUAUAUUCAUUACACGGCACUCUGCAAGAGCCAUCUAGUGAAAUUAUGUUGCAGGGUUCUGUCUUUCGGCGUAUUGUUGGCUGUGCGUGAAUUUUCUGGAGACUGUUGGAUGCAUAUUUCAUUGUUCUAUUUAUUGUAAAGGGAAGUCGAAUAAAAAUUACACAAAGA